Molecule: messenger RNA, 2802 nt
Organism: Aspergillus bombycis
Lineage: Eukaryota; Fungi; Ascomycota; Eurotiomycetes; Eurotiales; Aspergillaceae
Product: terpene synthase family protein
Exons: 4
Coding region: 1-2802 (933 amino acids)
Biological process (GO): diterpenoid biosynthetic process
Molecular function (GO): terpene synthase activity; magnesium ion binding
Source: RefSeq, a predicted model, not a curated record
AUGAGUGACAAUCCACUGGCUGUGUUUGUCGAUAUGAGGGAACGAAGCUUGUUUGAGAGCUUGGAUAGGGGUUACCAUCCAACCUACGGACUGGGUACAAUGUCUGGGAAUGAAUACGAUACUGCAUGGAUUUCAAUGGUCAGAAAGCCGACCCCAGGUAACACUGUCUGGGCGUUUCCAGCUGCCUUUCAGGCACUUCGUCAGCGACAAAGCCAUCGUGGUAGUUGGGGUGAAACCACUUCUGAAUUGGACUCCAUUGCCAGCACAUUAGCAGCUCUCCUUGCACUGCAAAUACAUGCGAGGGACUCCUGUGGCAUAGCCCGUCAAGACCUCAACACACGAAUCCUCAAGGCGAAGGCAUUUCUAGAUACUGCUUUGAAAGGGCUGAACGACUUGCUAACAGCAUGUACUUUGCCCGUUAGUCUAGAGCUUCGGUUACCGGCAUUGUUGGAUCUCCUGGAAGCGGAGGGACACACAUUCGACUUUGAUCGAACAUAUUUGACCCAGCUCCAAUCGAAGAAACUUUCAAAGAUCAACUUCGAUACCAUUUUCAGCGGCCAACAAACCUCACUUCUGCAUUCGUUGGAAGCUUUGAUUGGAAAGAUUGACUUCAAAGGGCUGUCCCAUUAUAAAGUUCUUGGCAGCAUGUUGGCAUCUCCAUCUGCGACAGCAGCGUAUCUGAUGCAUAAUUCUGUUUGGGAUGGUGAGGCCGAGGAAUACAUUAACUGUGCAAUAUCCAAUGGAGCUGGCCAUGGAUCAGGGCUUGUGGCUGCAGGAUUUCCAACCACGGUAUUUGAAUGGGCAUGGGUGACAACGAACUUGAUGCGCCAUGGCAUUGAGCCAAGUAGCAGUCUUAAAGAAGUUGGCAAGCAGAUCGAAAGCGAAAUUGAGCUACAUGGACUAGUGGGGUUUGUCCCGAAGGCAUGUCCUGACGCCGAUGACACAGCCAAGGCCUUAGCAGCCCUUGUGCUUCAGGGAGCACGAUACUCACCACAGGCAUUGAUCGACCGAUUUGAACGAGAAAGUCAUUUUGUAACAUAUCUAUACGAGGCCCAUACUAGCAUAAGUACCAAUGCUAACGUUCUCACUGCUCUGAUGUUACUUUCCACGGAUGGGCGCUACCAACCACAGAUUGAAAAAUGUAUUCGCUACCUGUGCGAGGCAUGGUUUCACUGUGACCGAAUGGUAACGGACAAAUGGAACAUCUCACCCUAUUACCCGACAAUGCUAAUAUGCGAAGCCUUGAUGUCCUAUAUCCAGCGCUGGAGUGAAGGGCACUUGGCCGCAUUACCCGACGAUCUUAUGAAAUUUCAACUCCCGAUCACAUUAUUUCAAUCCCUAUUCCGAACAUUGCGCACCCAAAAUCAAGAUGGAUCCUGGGGAAGCUCGGGCUCGGCUGAAGAGACAGCCUAUGCGCUCCUGAUCCUGAAAAAGGUGGCGUCUUUUAGCUUCACAGACGUGAUAUCAGCCGAGGUUAAAAACGCCAUUAGCAAAGGUGUCCAAUUCAUUCUGACGAAAGGCCAACGGUCACCGACAGACGACCUACUUUGGCUGGACAAAACCUUGUAUGCCAUACCGACUGUGUCAGACUCCUACAUCGUGGCUGCUGUGAAGUCUACCGGCACUUUCGACAGACUUGCCGAAAUACCUCAUCAGUUUGGAGACAUUUCAACUACAAUGGUUCGCAAGAUGACAGAUUACUUUGCUCAAUUGCCAUCUCAGAUGGAGACACCCGAGUGGGUUAUACAAGCUUCAGUUAUAGAAGCAAUUCUCUUCAGCUACAGGUUAAAGACGCUGGAUGUAUUUUCCACCGGAAAAGCCCUCGGAGAGCAAUACAUUAAAUAUGCCGCCUGCUUCUGGACAAUGGCCAACAAUUCAAGCCCCGAGUAUCUCCUAAGUACACGGAUAAUCUACAGCAUGGUAGAGCUUUCCAUUGGUAUAUUCCAAGAAGACGAUUUGAUGGAAAGGUCCUUGGGGAAUCUACCGGAUUCUACCACCGGCAUUAUAGUCGACUAUAUUGAUGAACUGUGCCAUGAAGCCGAUCUUUGCAAAGAUAGCUCUGUCCACGAACCUUCGUCUAGAACGAGUAUCUCCAAUAUAGAUGAGGCAACCCUCGUUCGUCUCAAGAGGGUACAACAAGAUAUAGGAACUUGGUUCCGUUUUGUUUUAGAUGACAACCUCCAGGCGAAUGCUAGUCCUUAUGAUAGGCGCAACCUGCAACAAGAAUUGAAGAUGGCGAGUUUGACUGCGACACAACAAGCGAAAGCGCGUAGAUCACUCAACAAUGACCUUGGAAAUUCUGACACAGGGCGUGUUGUUGUCAGUACAGGUCAGACAUUCUAUACCUGGCUACAUACAUGUGCUAUUUAUGACGUCAAGAGCUCACUUGUUUCCAAAUCGCUUCUUUGUAAGAUUGGGAAUGGUGAGGACGUCUUCACUACCGCCAAAGAAAAGUACCUCGCCGAGAAGUUAUGGCGGCACAUAUCCGUGGAACACAGGCUUUGGAAUGACUUCGGUAGCAUUGAGCGAGACCGCCUCUCAUCAAACCUCAACUCAGUCAAUUUUCCCGAAUUCUCGUCCCCUCAAAGCCUCGAGGCAGGUGGUGAUGUGGGGGCGCAGUUGAUUCAGCUCGCAGAGUACGAGCGCAAAUGCACUCGGUUAUGUUUAGAGGACUUAUCACAGAUUUUGGAAAGUUCCGGUCGUCAAAAGAUCUCGCUGUAUUUACAAAUGUAUUACCGUUGUUGUGUGAUCUAUCCUGAAACCUGUGUUAAGUAUGCUUUCGCCUCCACCACGGCGACGUGA